Messenger RNA from Rangifer tarandus platyrhynchus (Svalbard reindeer), 966 nucleotides. The record is from the annotation of a GenBank genome assembly. NCBI's taxonomy places the organism in Eukaryota, Metazoa, Chordata, Mammalia, Artiodactyla, Cervidae.
AUGAAUACCAAAUGGAAACUGCUGUUAUUGAUUGCAUUUGCUUUAUUCUUGAUGUGGAUUAUGCAUCGUUCUCAAAUAAAGAAGGACCUGCAGAAGAUGAAUUUCUGCUGGGAUCAAGAAACAGGAGAACCUCAGCUCUCAGACUGGUUUAAUCCUAAAAAACGUCCUGAUGUAAUAACAACAACCAACUGGCUUGCUCCAGUCAUAUGGGAAGGAACUUAUAAUAGACCGGUCCUGGAAAAAUACUACAAAAGGCUGAACAUCACUAUAGGCUUGGCUGUAAUAUGUGUUCCCGGAAAGUUUUCAAAUCAGAGCCUGGCUGACUUCAUCCAGUCUGCAAACAAGCACUUCCUCUUUGGCUACAACGUUGUCUUUUACUUCUUGCUGGAUGUCUUCUCCACCCUGCCUCCCAUAGCCUUAGGUCCCCUUCGAACAUUUAAGGUAUUUUUAAUGGUCAAAAGUGAUAUAGGGAAAGAUUUUUAUUUCAUAUACAUGAAUAACUUAUUUGACUACAUCAUAACACACAUCCAGUAUGAAGUCAACUUUCUCUUCGUUAUGAAUGCAAACCAGGUCUUCAAGGAUGAUUUUGGAGUGGAAACCCUGGGAAAAUCUGUAGCUCAACUUAGUGCAUGGUGGUAUUUUAAAGAUGGUGACACUUUCCCUUAUGAGAGAAGACUUAAAUCAGCAGCUUUCAUCCCUUUUGAAGAGGGAGAUUUCUACUACCAUAGUGCAAUUUUUGGUGGCACAGUUGAGGAGGUUUUAAACCUCAUUAGAGAAUAUCAGAAAGGAGCUAUUCAAGACAUUAAAAAUCAACUUAGCAGCACAUAUGAACAUCACCUAAACAAAUAUCUUUUUAUCAAGAAACCGACUAAGUUAUUAUCACCAGAAUACAAUUGGGAUCCAAGUUUUAGAACCCCUCCGCAAAUUAAAUGUGUCAAGAUAGCAUGGCAGUCAAAAAAUGUUUGA